This is a messenger RNA of Ostreococcus lucimarinus CCE9901, 150 nucleotides long. RefSeq lists its product with no specific name. The transcript has a single exon. The record is from RefSeq and is a predicted model, not a curated record. NCBI's taxonomy places the organism in Eukaryota, Viridiplantae, Chlorophyta, Mamiellophyceae, Mamiellales, Bathycoccaceae. Bases 1 to 150 code for a protein of 49 amino acids.
AUGGAGGUGGGGAAGGCGGCGGGCGCGGCGACGGCGGCGCUCGCGGCGGCGCAGCUGGCGCUGGGGGCGACGCGCGUCGAACGGUUGGCGAUCGCGGUGCCGCUGUUCUUCGCGCUCGGGUUCGUGGGAAGCGCGAAGACGGGGUUGUGA